UUCGAACAACCCUCGACCUGUGUGACGGCGAAAACACCCCGCCUUGCUUUGCUGCUGCUCUGCACAAACGACCGCUUCACCGAGAGCUUGCCCGCGCUGCGCCCGCCCCAAUGCUCGCAGAAGUCGCGCCUGACAUAGCUCCGAUAUUCCAUGUGCGCGUAUCAUAGCCGACCCGUGCUAUCAACACCCGCCCCUCCUCCGCCGAGAGACUUUCCACUCCACCAUGGACAGACCUAGGAAGCGAGAGCUUCGCGAGCUCAACUUUCGAGCCUGGGAUGGCGAGCAAGAUGUUUUCCCCGUGCAGAGCUCGCUCGACUCGUCUAUGAAGAAGAACACGGCCUUUAUCAAGCGUCUCCGAACCGCCAUCAACGCGUCCUCCCAGUCGCAGUUCCUACAAGAGAUUCGCACGCUAUCGCUCCACAAGUACCUCUCCGAGAUCAUAUCGGCAUGCUACGAAGGCCUCUGCAGGCUCAAAACUCCCGGCGAAAUCGCGACCGGUGUCGAAAUUGUCAGCGCUCUCCACCAGCGCUUCGGGCCCGCUGAGUUCACGGGAUAUAUUGGCUGGUACAUGGGAAGGGGGCUUGCAACUCCAGACAAAGCACACCUGAAGACAUUGUCGCAGGAAGUGCGCGACCGAGAAGAUAAAGAGCGUCUUUCGCGCCAGCGCGUCCUUCUGCGUGUGGCUACUGAACUCUGGCUGGUCGGCGUGCUGCGAAGCCUGGAUGAUGUGGCUCGCCCUGAAGAGGCUGGCAAGAACAAGGAUAAUGGCAAACUUGUCGAGAGCUCAACACGAACUAGGGCUCGUGCGGAGAGCGCUGAUGCGGAGCCGUUCCCUUUGGAAGUACUGAAGGACAUGCUUGGAUACGACCGCGAGCACGUGAACCUGCCGCUAGUAGUCAUCUUUGUCAAGGCCUUUGCGUGGGAUAUUCUCAGCGCAAAGACGUCAGCUGCAGAGGGUCGCAAGACGGUCAACGAGGACGGCACGACAAUCGGAGACAAGAACGACGACACAUCGGCCACCGAGGAUGACGAACAGCACAGCCAGGAUCCGCCUAUCAUCGCCCCAGAUCUGCAACAGCGCUUUAAGAAUAUUCUCAACCGCUAUUUCGAAGAUGUCAAAGCACAUUUGCUACGAGACCAAAAGCACUUGGCGUCUCAGGGCCGCAAGAACGCGGAAGCCUACGUGAAGUCUGGGGAGGUGUUCGAGGACCGCCAGGCAAACUACGAAAAGCAGUUGAAGACGCAGGAACGACUUAUUGCCAAUGCUCAGAUUCUAGCCGACGCACUGAGUGCGGAGAUGCCGGAUCUAAAAGAGAAGGAUAACUCUGCAAAUGCUGGGGACGGAUCUAUCGGUCUGAUCAAGGCUGGAGAGUACCUGCGCGGCCGCAGUGAUGGGCCUGGCAUCUGGGAAGACGAAGACGAGCGUCGCUUCUACGAGAACCUGAUUGAUUUGAAGGAUCGCGUUCCUGGAAUCCUGCUCGAGGAUGCUAAGAAGAAGAACGUCGACACGAACGAGCAGGUCGGCAAGCGCAUUGAGCCAAAGGCAGAGGCCAUUGAGAAAGAGGCCUUAGAGGCAGGCAAAGUCGCAGAUGCAGAUGACCAGUCUACUGCCAUUGCGAACAAGUCUGUCGGCACUCAAGUUGAUGCCGUUCUUGCUCGCUUACCGGAGCUCAACACAAAGGAUUCAGUCGACCAGACUGCCAUCGACUUUUGCUUUCUCAACUCCAAAGCGUCGCGCAACCGUCUCAUCAAGGCAGUUCAGGAUAUUCCUAAGGGCAGAUCUGAUUUGCUGCCAAUUUAUUCGAGGCUGAUUGCGACACUUAGCAAGUAUAUGCCCGAUGUUGCACAGGGCCUUGUUUCUUACCUAGACGAUGAAUUCCGAAGUCUGCAACGCCGCAAGUCGAAAGAUUUCCUAGGUCAGGUGCGGACACAGAACGUACGCUAUCUGGCAGAACUGACCAAGUUUAACGUUGUCCCUGAACACGUCAUCUUCCAUUGCCUGAAAGUGAGCCUGGACGACUUCUCGAGGAUGAACAUUGAGAUUAUCUGCAACUUGCUCGAGAACUGCGGACGAUACCUCCUGCGCAACCCAGACACAUCGCCUCGUAUGGCUUCGUUCCUGGAGACACUCCAGCGCAAGAAGGGCGCUCAAGUGCUUGGACAGCAGGAACGCAUGUUGAUCGAAAACGCGAUCUACUACGUCAACCCACCGGAGCGCGCAGCCAUCGAACAGAAGGAGCGGACGCCAGUAGAACUGUUCCUACGCAAGAUCAUGUACCAGGACCUGACCCGCCGUACCCUGGACAAGACUGUCAAGCAGAUCCGCAAAAUGCACUGGGAAGAAGAGGAGGUCGUCAACUUCUUACAUAAGAUUUUUUCGAAACCUGGCAAGAUCAAGUACAGCAACAUCCAUUUGCUGUCUGUUAUCCUCGGUACCAUCCAUCGCUACCACCAAGACUUUGCUAUUGGCGUCAUUGAUGACCUUUUGGAGUCCAUCACAUUCGGUCUCGAAUUGAAUGACUUCAAGUUCAAUCAGCGCAGGAUUGCAGAGGUCAAGUUCCUGGGCGAACUGUACAUUUAUCGACUUGUCGACUCGCCGCUUGUCUUCGAUACACUGUACAAGCUGCUGAAUUACGGAUGGCAGGGCGGCUACGCUCGUCCAGAUUUGUACAACCCGCUGGACUUGCCCGAUGACUACUUCCGCAUCCGCCUGGUCUGCAAUCUUCUCGAGACCUGUGGCAUGUACUAUGACAAGGGUGCAGCCAAGAAGAAGCUCGACUUCUUCCUGACGUAUUUGCAGUACUAUGUCUGUACCAAGGAUGCAUUGCCAAUGGAUGUGGAAUUUAUCGUGCAAGACGCGUAUGCUUUAAUCCGGCCGCAGUGGAAGCUCAUCACCGACCUGGACGAAGCAUCUCGUGUCUUUGGCGAGGCUGUCAAGCAGAACUACCAAACGGCGGCCACCGACAAGCCUAUCGAGCCUGAGGAUGACGACGAGUCCGCUUCCGACGACGACGUGGAUGGACCCGACGAUGAUGAUGUGGUCGUGCCCGAAGGCGAAGAUAAGUCUUCGGAUGAGGACGAGGACGACUCCGAUGAAGACGAACCGGCUAAGCGACAUAUGUCUGACGAUGAAGAAGAGCAUAUUGUUGUGACACGUCAAGAGGAGGAACGCGAUCCUGAAGUGGAGGCUGAGUUUGACCGAGAGCUUGCUAAGCUCAUGUCUGAGAGCGCCGACUCACGCAAGUAUGAUCGUAAGCCUGUGUUCGACAUGCCCCUACCGAUGCGACGCGCUCGCGAGGCAGCGACUAACCCUGAGGACGGCGUGAGCGAAGCUCCCGUCCCCAUCGCGCCAUCUAACACCAUGAAAUUCUCACUUCUCAGCAAGCGCGGAAACAAGACGCAAACUCGCUCAAUUGACCUGCCCUCUGACUCGACCUUCGCUGUCGCCAUGCGUAAUAAGCAACAGGCCGAGAAGGAGGAGCAGCAGCGCAUCAAGAGCCUCGUUUUGAACUACAACGAGGGUCGUGACGAUGUCGACGAUACCGGUGAAUCACCAUUUUCUUACGCUCUUUCGCCUAAUCUCAACAAAACACGUACUGAUGCUCAGCAAGUUCUGGAGAAGACUCCAAACCCAUACGCACAGCCGCGAAUCGACAAGGCCGGCAACAACCGUAGCAAUCAGCGCGCCAGGAAGCUGCAACUCAGCGAUGUCAACUGGUAUGGGCCCCCUUCCUCUCUUCAGCAGAGGUGUAUCGCGAAACCGUCAACGUUGGCUGCAUCGAAACCAUAGUUGGUCGAUCAGAGCCGGCGUGACAGGU
This is a messenger RNA of Boeremia exigua, 3818 nucleotides long. Its product is annotated as nonsense-mediated mRNA decay factor. The record is from RefSeq and is a predicted model, not a curated record. The transcript is spliced from 3 exons. Gene Ontology annotation, cellular component: cytoplasm; exon-exon junction complex. NCBI's taxonomy places the organism in Eukaryota, Fungi, Ascomycota, Dothideomycetes, Pleosporales, Didymellaceae. Gene Ontology annotation, biological process: nuclear-transcribed mRNA catabolic process, nonsense-mediated decay. Gene Ontology annotation, molecular function: RNA binding; protein binding. The coding region runs from base 224 to 3790 and encodes 1188 amino acids.